GGCCUCAGUCUCCCUGGCGCUGGAUGGGGCGAAGGGACAGAGGCAGCGGCGGGUCGGGUUACGUAAAAGGCGCCGGACCGUGGCGGAGGCAAAGGCUCCCAGAGGAGGAGCCGGCGGGGAGGGGGCGUGACCUACCAGCAUCAUUAUUAUCAUCACCACCAUCAUCAUCUUGGGCUCUUGGGUUGCCUCUCUAUCCCGAGAUGAAGGAGCUGAAGGAGCAGCAGGGCUGGGGCUUCCCUCCGGGGCAGCGCCGCCUUUUUUAACCGGGGAUUUGGGCGCCAAGCGAGGAGCCUUUCCCUCCGGGCAGUGAGGCGAGCCGUCUCCCUUCGCAGUGGGAUGUUCUCACCUUUGCGCCCAUGCUGGCAUCAUUGGAUUGGACCCAUCAUCGAAACACCUGCCUUUAGUACAGUGUGUAACUAAAAACUAACUAAAGUAUGAGGAGAUUUGUCUACUGCAAAGUGGUUCUUGCCACUUCCUUGAUGUGGGUGCUGGUGGAUGUCUUUCUGCUCCUGUACUUCAGUGAAUGUAACAAGUGUGAUGACAAGAAAGAGCGGUCCCUGCUGCCUGCACUAAGAGCUGUUAUGUCAAGAAGUCAAGAAGGGCCUGGAGAGAUGGGGAAGGCAGUCAUCAUACCUAAGGAUGAUCAGGAAAAAAUGAAGGAAUUAUUCAAAAUAAACCAGUUUAACCUUAUGGCCAGUGAUAUGAUUGCAUUGAACAGAAGUUUGCCUGAUGUAAGAUUAGAGGGAUGCAAGACAAAAGUCUACCCUGAUGAACUACCAAAUACAAGUGUGGUCAUAGUAUUUCAUAAUGAAGCCUGGAGCACUUUGCUUCGUACUAUUUACAGUGUUAUAAAUCGGGCUCCACACUAUCUACUUGCUGAGAUUAUCUUGGUAGAUGAUGCCAGUGAACGAGAUUUUCUGAAGGUCCCAUUAGAGAAUUAUGUGAAAACUUUGCAAGUGCCAGUAAAAAUUAUGAGGAUGGAACAGCGGUCGGGGCUGAUUCGAGCUCGGCUUCGAGGAGCAGCAGCUUCCAAAGGCCAGGUCAUCACUUUCCUGGAUGCACACUGUGAAUGUACCUUAGGCUGGCUGGAGCCCCUGCUGGCAAGAAUAAAAGAAGACAGGAAGAUUGUUGUUUGUCCUAUUAUCGAUGUGAUCAGCGAUGACACUUUUGAAUACAUGGCUGGCUCAGACAUGACAUACGGAGGGUUUAAUUGGAAACUUAACUUUCGUUGGUAUCCUGUGCCACAGAGAGAAAUGGACAGAAGGAAAGGAGACAGAACAUUGCCUGUGAGGACCCCUACUAUGGCUGGUGGCCUAUUUUCUAUUGACAGAAACUACUUUGAAGAGAUAGGAACUUACGAUGCAGGAAUGGAUAUCUGGGGUGGAGAAAAUCUUGAAAUGUCUUUUAGGAUUUGGCAAUGUGGAGGCUCACUAGAGAUUGUAACAUGUUCACACGUUGGUCAUGUCUUCCGAAAGGCUACACCUUAUACCUUUCCUGGUGGUACUGGUCACGUAAUUAACAAGAACAAUAGACGACUUGCUGAGGUGUGGAUGGAUGAAUUUAAAGAUUUCUUCUAUAUCAUAUCCCCAGGAGUUGUCAAAGUGGACUAUGGCGAUGUAACAGUCAGAAAAGCACUGAGAGACAACCUGAAAUGUAAACCGUUUUCAUGGUAUCUUGAAAAUGUCUAUCCAGAUUCCCAGAUUCCGCGACGGUAUUUCUCCCUUGGAGAGAUCAGAAAUGUUGAAACAAACCAAUGCUUGGAUAACAUGGGGCGCAAGGAAAAUGAAAAAGUGGGCAUAUUCAACUGCCAUGGCAUGGGAGGCAACCAGGUAUUUUCAUACACUGCUGACAAGGAGAUUCGCACAGAUGAUUUAUGUUUGGACGUCUCUAGGCUCAAUGGUCCUGUGAUCAUGCUCAAGUGCCAUCACAUGAGAGGAAAUCAACUUUGGGAAUAUGAUGCUGAGCGGCUUACCUUGAGACAUUUGAACAGCAACCAGUGUCUCGAUGAACCAACUGAAGAUGACAAAAUGGUUCCUACCAUGAAAGAUUGCAGCGAAAGCCGGUCCCAGCAGUGGUUGCUCCGUAACAUGACCUUGGGUGCCUAAAGCCAAGGGAGAGACUUGCGGCGUUUCCUCAGGCCUUGAAAGGUUCUAGACCACUUGUACUUCACUCAUUUACAUCAGGCAAACGGAGAUACAUUCCUCUUCUGUUGGUGAAGUGAAAGGUUUUGAAUGCUUGGUUAAGAGCCCACUUGUUGGAAAAACUUUUUUUAAUUGCUUAAAAGCAUGUUUGCACUUUUUCCCCUCAAAAUUUUUUACUCAUUCAGCUGAACACAUGAGCGCUUUAAUAUACCAUGACAUACACUGUUAUCAGGACAUAUUCACAAGGAGAUCAGACUCAUGAGAAACAUUACAAGGCUAAACUCCAAGAUCUUGGGGGUGGGGGGGUGGGCUUGCUGUUGGUUCUGUCAUGUAAUGUUGCUUGAAAGUGACAAUGUUAAAUGCCUUAUGAAAUUAACUUGCAUUGUGAAAGACUACAUCAUUUGUUUCAUUAAGGUGAUGUGCGUGUACUGGCCGGUCCGUCAUGGCAACAAAGGAAGCAUUAGGUUUUUAGUCUGCCCAUAACCAGUGGAUGGCUCAGCUGAACAGAUUUCUGGACAGUAAAUUUGCUGUACAUAACAGAGGUUUUUCAUGUAUAUUAUCAGGAAGAAGGCACUAUUCUUUUUUUUCUUGGUAAAAUCAACAAUACUUAUUGAAGGAUCUGCUAACAAAUGGGAUAUAAAACUAAAAUACCAGUGAGAGCUAAUUAAAUGCAGUAGAAUUGAUAGUAUCCCCAAAUACCAUUGCCAAAGUAUAAGCCAUUGUGAAAAAUAAUGCCAUUCAGAUUCUUUUGAAUCUCUUGAAAAUAUGGCAGUUUUAUACUAUACAUUUAAGUUCAAUUUAAAUUGGCCCUAUUUCCCUUCUGAUUUGUAAUAUUUCUUUCUUAACAUCUCUUUUACUAUUAUAGACGUAUGGAGCAGAUCAACAAUGCCUACAGUCCCCACUCAUAAAUGUCAACAUUUUAAUCAUUAAUAAGGCUUCAGAGUUUAUGAACUUAAAACAGAUUUGCAAGCGUGAAACAGCAAACAGUUACUUGAAACAGCAGUGAACUAAUUAAAACUAUGGUAUAAUAAACUAAUGGCUUACAGUCUAGCAACAUUGGAGGCCAUGUUUACUCAGAAGUGUUGGUAAAAAAAUAUAAAUAAGGAACAAGAUUUUAUUUUAAAAGAAUGACAGUUAUAUAGCAAAACAGUGCGAACUAUCUGGUUGUAACUUUGGAAUCUGCAGUAUUUUCCAUGUUGGUUAUUCAUAAAUAAUAUUUGAUCUAGAAGUGCAUAAAAUAUUUCACUUUUAUAUACUAUUUAUCUAACAAAUGUCACAUUCAUCUAUUUAAAGGGAAUUGUACUCUGCUGAAUGGUAUGAAUGUAUCAUGGUGCAAAAGAAAGUCUGGGCCUGUUUCUCUUCAUUACAACACCAGGCUGGGAGAAGAUAGCAUACGCAUACACAUUCUUCCUGAGUAUAAAAUAUGCCAUGUGGGUUUGUUCUUUAGUAAUAUUACCUGUCUGGAAUUUGUAUGUGCCUAUUACCCCAUCUCUCUCAUCCAGUCACCAUUACAAUGUACUAGGAAAGUAAAAUGUAUGGAGUGAGAGCUUAGUAUCACACUUUAGUAGGGUCAGUGGCAAAAUAUCUAUAUAAACAGACCAAUAAUCCAAUUCAAAGGCAGGGGAAAAAUAAGUCAGAGACAGAUGGCCUAGUCUGUGACCAGAUAUUCCUAUGGCACAGAAAAGAAUAAAGGCAAAGCAGAUAACCUUUGGAUAGCUCGAUGUGACAUUUGCUGGUUAGAUAGUGUGUGAGGUGAGGCAAAGCAAGGAUUUCAUUUUUAUCUAAUCUCAAGAACAAGUUGUCCAAAUGAAAGAUCUAACUUUAGUAGCUUUCUUAUACAGGGUCAGUAGAAAUUGGUAGUCCAAGCUACCUAGAUACUCUUCACGUGACUGGUUAAAUUGUCAUUCUCAGGGAACAUUGGGAGACAGUAAGGUAAGAUAAGCUAGUCCAUAUCCUCAUACAAUACAUUUUCUGGAACUUGAAAAAAUAAUGCUUUUGCUAAGAACCCUGAUUUUGAGUGACAGUCAGCAGUGAUGGCGAUAACGCUUUAGUAGAACUUCAUUGUUCCUGUAUUAAUGUUAUGGAGAAGUGCCUCUCCUUUUCUCUAAGUAAGAAUAAUCUCCCAAACAUGAGGUUAUCUCGAUGCCUUGAAAGUCCUUUUUGGGGCCUCUUUAUUUUAAGUUGGCUAUAGGCUUGAGCUAUAUUUUGAAUAUCAAGCUUUUUAGAGUACAGUGUUCUGCGUCUACUUUUCCAACAAACUGCAGUGGAGUCCAAGUCUGGCCCGUGUUGGCAUUGGGAAAACAGCAAAAACUCAAGACACAUGGUCACAGAGGGUUUGAAGGUCAGAUCACAAUUUGGGAAUUCUUAACCUAAACAAUACUUCAGUCUUUCUAGUCACAAGAUUGUCCCAGUAAUAAAGGUUAGGGAUUUAUUGUCAAGGACUGACAAAUUUCAUAACCUUUCCUGGUGAAAAGACAUAACAGCAGUCCAGUUAUUUUCUUUUGUCUGUCCUAUAAUCCCAGAGUUGCAUACUUUAGAAAGGUGCACUGGGAAAUGAAACUCUUUGUUCUUUUUUAUUCUAAGUACUGUCGCAACAUUUUGGUAAAUGCAGUUAGCAAAAUGUGCCUCCUUGUACUACAACAUAGGGAAGCUGCUGGUUAUCCACUAGUUUUCCACCUUGGGGGUUGCCUUCAGGUUUCUUCCAUUGUGUUACCUGAGAGUAACAAAAUAAUUGAUGGAGUCUGAUCAGAUUCAGUUUCCAUUGAAUCAUAGCCAUGGUCUGAACAAUGGGAAAGUUCUUUGAAAGGCUGGAUAGAUAAGAAUAGAAAUUAAUUUUGCACAGAUUUUGUGCAUUGCAGAAUUUUUCCUGGGGGGAAAUGCUAUUGUUUCAUUCUCAUGCAGGAAGCAGAGAAGCACAUCUUCUGUCAUAAUUUUCAAUGGGUUGUCCCAGUGUCAAAGGCAAGGGUAGACUAAAUACAUCUCUAGUCUAAAUCCUACUGCUAGAUUUGCUGGUUUGAGCCCGAAAGCAUUGUGCAGGUGAGGCCUUCUUGAGGAGCAAAAUCUCUUUCAUCGUCUUAGGCAUAGCUUACUCCACUGUAUCUUUUGAGGUGCAGUACCAUCCUAUUGCUCUUCGUAACUCCAGAAACAGUAUUCAGGCUUCAUGAAGAACUUCAAUCCAAUGAGCUAACUGCUUCACAACCUUUAAAAGAAAUGUUUCUCAUAAAGUUAAAGAGUAUUCUUUCUGAAUAAUAAAACAACAGCAAAACUGGUCUGCAUUAAUGCUGCAGUGGGACAAAUCCCAUUGAACAAGGUGAAACAUUUAAUUGUAUUGUAUGAUGAGGUAGAAAUUUCAUGUUGCCAUGAAGUUGAAGCUAAUAAUAGUAAGAUGGUAUUAAGGGAACAGAGAGGAUCUAGCACAAAUCAUGUUGUUACAAGGCAUUGAUUGUGUGACCUUAGAAAAUAAGACAUCCAUUCAGGUAAGGCAAUGUUUUCAAGUUUUGUUGUUCAGAACUCAGAAACCUUUGGAUGAGUUCCUGGAGGUUUUAGUUUAAAAAGUGCAAUUUUGUGAUAUUUCUAAUGGGGAAUUGAGGGUUUUUUUCCUGGCAUUCAGCUAUAGCAUUCCAUACUUUCCCACUGCAAGAAAGUUUUUAAAGUUUUUUUUUCAUUUUUACUGGAAGCUUCUUCUGCCACUUGCCAUCUUUCAUAACCAUGUUGAGCUCAUCCUACUUGGAGUAAUCAGAAGAAGAUGCAAUGGUGAGUUAUGAGCAGAAUCAAGACAAAGAGCUAUCUUGUGAAUGGCUGUGUUUACCUUGACCUGUUUCUAAUAAAGAUGUCAACUUUGCCAGGUACAGCUGUGUUAAAUGCUCACCCAGUCCCUCCUAUAGAGCAAUUAUGGACUUUUUGUCUCUACUGGGCUUCUCCUAUUGUAUUGAUGUAUGGCCUCAGCAAAUUGAUGAAAGUGAUAUUAUUUAUAAAAAAACUGUAAUGUUAGCUUGAGGUUCUAUUGCUCAGAAUUUUGAAGACCAAUAAAAAGUUAGCUUAAAUUAAUUGUUCUGAGAGGGAAGUGAAAGACUUGAAAGCAUCUCCAAAAUGCAAUCCAAGAAUUAAAAAGUGCACCUUGAUUUGUCUCGAUUUCCCCAUCUGUAGGACUUAAUAUCUGUUCAGGAUUUCUGAAAUGUUAAAAAAUAUACAGAAAUACCGUUUAAAAACCCACAGUUCUUGUUUGUUGUCAUUAAAUGACAAAUAUAAAACUAGAGGACUAUUUUGGACAUGAAUAUCAUGAAGGUCAACCCAGUAGCAUAUAUUAAGCAGUGAAAGGUACCUAAUCUCUGUAAACCUCAUGAUUUCUUGAAGAGGGAGGGCUAGGUGUGGAAGCUUUAAGACAAAUUAACCUAAGUAAAAGUAAUAAGGUCUAUGCUACCAAUGUAUGGACCUCUGUUCCACUGGGUCAGCAUUCCAUAUGGUGAUCUUCUAGAUCAGUGAUUCUCAACCCCACAUGUUUUGGCCUUCAACUCCCAGAAAUCCUAACAGCUGGUAAACUGGCUUGGAUUUCUGAAAGUUAUAGGCCAAAACACCUGGAGACUCAUAGGUUGAGAACUACUGUUCUAGAUGACCUUUAUGGUUGCUGUGCAAGACCUUAUUCAUCUUAUCUCCCACUUUGUUUAACUACAGUCUCCAGACACUGUAUCCGAACUCUAGAUUUCAGUAUUUUGUAUCUAGUAUUCUCAAAAGCUUAAGAAUACAAUACAAUAAUAAUGAAUUAAACAGAAAGUGUACAUAACAUUACAGAUUAUUUAUUUAAUACAUCUAAAUUGCAUAUCUUUCACAUGGACACAUCUACUAGCUAACUUUGACCCUGAAUCUAGCAGAUUUCUAUAUCUGAUCGUGACUAACUGUUUUAACUGACUUUCAUCAUCCUCUCAAUCCCUGUGUGUUGCGUGAAGAGGUCUAAGUUCAUUUGAACAACUUUCGAUUAGAAGCCUUAACAAACUAGGAUUCCUGAUUGAGUGGAGCUUCUACAUUCAAACUAACAUGAGUGGAAAUCCGCUGCAGAUUUUGCCAUUCCAACAUAGGGAAGUGGGUCUUGAAUACCCAAGGACAUUGGGGCACAAACGUUGUGAUGAGCCACAUCCCUUAUUCUCAUAUUUAUCUACUCUGGGGAUGGGAAACAUGCAGCCCCUCAAGAUGUUAGUGACUUGCAACUUGCAUCAGUCUAGCUAACACAGCUAAUAGUGGGGAAUGCUGGGAAUUGAGGUCUGAUAAUAUUUAGAAAGCUACAAAUUCUCUGUCCCUGAUCCACCUUAUUAAGGUAAAGUGCUUGAACAGGACUUGAGCCAGUUAUGAUGUAUUCACUUUAUCUUCAAGAGUACUUCUGCACUCUUGAAACCCAAACAUUAUAUUUUUAUGUAAUUGAAAAUGAAUUCAGUAAUGUGUUGAAAGAGAUGAGUACUGGAUUGCUAUCCAAGAUGGUCUAUGGUUUUACUUUCUUUUCCAUCAAAAUAAUGAAGAUCGUAUCUGAUCAUAUACAUUUUAGUUGCAUCUCAUUUGUAGAUGCUGAAUACAUUCUCAGAUGAAGCAAAUAUUGGUGAAGAUAUUUAUGUGUAAAACUAUAUAUUAGGUUGUAUUAGUUCGUAUCAGGGUUGGGUAAAAUGUUCCCCCCAGGUGCUGUUGAACUACAAAUACUAUCAGCUAUAGCCAAAAUAGUCAACAGUGAGAAAUAGUGGCAAUUGCAGACCAGCAACAUCUGGAGGACAACACAAUUAUCACUCCUGGUCUAAGAGAUGCAUAUGAAAUAGAAUUUUAUAAUGUCACUGUCUUCUAAAGCCUUCUGCAUCACAAUAAACUGGAAAAUUUGAACACAUUUGUAGUUUCAAUGGGACAUCAGAAUUGUAAAUCAUUGUGAUAGCAACAGCUUGCAAAUUCCAAAUGUAUUUGACUUAACCAUCAUGCACCUUCUCUUGUAUUUUGAUGUAUGGAAUAGAUAAAAAGUCUGCUGCUAUUACUGUAUGAACACAUCUGGUGAGAUUACACCACAUCUAAACUCCUACUCAAUAUAAGCUAGUGUUUGAUCUCAAGGUGUUGAAUGAACACCAGCAAUGUGUUUUGAAUUAGGUUAUGUGAAUUAUCAGUGUAAAAUAUUUUUCAGACAUACACAUAUGCUUCUGAAAUCCCAAAUUCAUUGUUGCAGGUACACUGAAGUCUAUUUUCCCUAUGAACAAUAGGUUUUUGGAAAAUCUGGAUAAGUACAUUUCUUUACAAGUAGGGCCCCUUCUCAGCAUCAGUGUUCAAUCUCCAUUUGAGCCAUACUAUGUAUUACAGGGUGGCAAAUCCAGGUUUGUUUCAAGUAUACUUAGAGAGGGAGCCACAGCUAAUCCUAGUCUUCUGAUGGGUAUACUUGUGUGAUAUGCAUGUUCAUACAGUAUGUUACAUGUCCACAAUUUUAGGUGUAUAUAAAAAACAUCUAAAGUGUACGCCUAAAAGAUAUACAAGGUGGUCCUUUAAAAUUACAGUUUUGGACUUGUAUUUCCUGUGUUAGACUGAGAGCCUUUGCUUGAGGAAUUGUUCAUGAACCUUCCUAAAGUUAACGUCUAGGUCACAAAUAUAAUUAUUACAUUUAUAGCAGUGGGCUGCAGAUCAAGAAUUACACCAUUUCAGAUGUUGUAACAGUUAUUAAAUGUUAACUCUGCUGUAAAUUUUAAAUAUUUAUACAUUUUGUAGAAAUAAAAUAUGCCAGUUUAGUUUUA
Anolis carolinensis (green anole) is the source of this 8884-nucleotide messenger RNA. RefSeq names its product polypeptide N-acetylgalactosaminyltransferase 13 (gene galnt13). Gene Ontology annotation, cellular component: Golgi apparatus. Gene Ontology annotation, biological process: protein O-linked glycosylation. The transcript has 12 exons. The coding region runs from base 435 to 2105 and encodes 556 amino acids. Gene Ontology annotation, molecular function: polypeptide N-acetylgalactosaminyltransferase activity. Lineage: Eukaryota; Metazoa; Chordata; Lepidosauria; Squamata; Anolidae. The record is from RefSeq and is a predicted model, not a curated record.